This is a messenger RNA of Camelus dromedarius (Arabian camel), 2737 nucleotides long. It is a transcript of the gene RIC3, whose product is annotated as RIC3 acetylcholine receptor chaperone. Gene Ontology annotation, cellular component: intracellular membrane-bounded organelle; neuron projection; neuronal cell body. The coding region runs from base 240 to 1346 and encodes 368 amino acids. Gene Ontology annotation, biological process: protein localization to cell surface; synaptic transmission, cholinergic. The record is from RefSeq and is a predicted model, not a curated record. The transcript has 7 exons. NCBI's taxonomy places the organism in Eukaryota, Metazoa, Chordata, Mammalia, Artiodactyla, Camelidae.
GCUCGUACAAAUGAGAGCGCGCAGGUGCGGUUCAUCUCACCAGGCGACCGCGCGGGAGGAGCAGAUCAGCCCCGCAUGACGGAGUUGGAGGCGCGGGCGCCGGGCUCACGUGUCCCUCGCGCGUCGCAGUCCGUGCAGCCCUCGGUGGGGUUGGCGGAGGCCGGGGGCGCUGUGGUUCCGGUUCCGGUUCCGGUUCCGGUUCCGGCUGGAGCCCGCGCCUGCGGCGAGGGCGGGCGACCAUGGCGUACUCCACCGUGCAGAGGGUGACCCUGGCCUCGGGGCUCGUCCUGGCUGUGUCGCUGCUGCUGCCCAAGGCCUUCCUGUCCCGCGGAAAGCGGCCGGAGCCGCCGCCGGCCCCCGAAGGGAAGUUGGGUCGAUUUCCGCCGAUGAUGCAUCAUCACCAGGCACCCUCAGAUGGCCAGACCCCUGGGGCUCGUUUCCAGAGGUCUCACCUUGCAGAGGCCUUUGCAAAAGCCAAAGGAUCAGGUGGAGGCACUGGAGGAGGAGGUAGUGGAAGAGGCCUGAUGGGGCAGAUUAUUCCAAUCUAUGGUUUUGGGAUUUUUUUAUACAUACUGUAUAUUCUAUUUAAGCUCUCAAAGGGGAAAAGUACUGCAGAGGACCGGAAAUGCUCUCCUGCCACACCUGGAAACACCCACAGGAAAAUUACCAAUUUUGAGCUUGUUCAACUGCAAGAAAAACUGAAGGAGACAGAGGAAGCCAUGGAAAAAUUAAUCAACAGAGUGGGGCCUAAUGGUGAGAGCAGAGCACAGACAGUGACUUCUGACCAAGAAAAACGGUUGCUGCAUCAGCUCCGAGAAAUCACCAGGGUCAUGAAAGAAGGAAAACUCAUUGACAGACCCACUCCAGAGAAAGAAGCUGAGGAGGCCCCUUACAUGGAGGACUGGGAAGGUUACCCUGAAGAGACUUAUCCAAUUUAUGACCUUUCAGAUUGCAUCAAGCGUAGGCAAGAAACCAUCCUAGUGGAUUACCCCAACCCACAAGAGCCCUCUGCUGAAGAAAUAGCUGAAAGAAUGGGGGUGCUGGAAGAGGAAGAAUCCGACCAUUUGGGUUGGGAAAUGCCUACUGACCCCAGAGCUCAGGAAGAGAAUUCUGUUACCUUCUGUGACCCAAAGCCAGAAACAUGCUCCUGCUGUUUUCCUGAAGAAGAGGAUCCCGCUGUCUUGGCAGAAAAUGCUGGAUUCAGUGCAGACAGUUACAGUGAGCAAGAGGAAACCACUAAAGAAGUGUGGCCCCAGGACUUCAGAGGUGAAGGCUUGGGCAUCAGUGAUGAUAAGGCACAUCCAGGUGGCAUGUUGAGGAAGCGGGGCCCCCAGGGUCUGGAAUGAAAACAGCCAGUUGGGUGAGAUGGCACCCCUUGGGGCAGAGGUCAGACUCUUCGCACUAGGAAUAACAGAUGGUUUACCUGUGAACGAACAUCAGAUUACACAUGAUGAGGACUUAAGAUUACAAGAGUGAAGAUUUCAGAGUCCAAGAUGCCUUAUUCUGUAGGCCUUGAGCAGGUUAGUGGUCCGCUGGGUUCAAGAAGAAAACACUUUGUUUGUGGGGCUGAUGGGGCCAGAGCUGGGCGAGACUUUGCUGUCUGAGCUGAAGCCCCUUCUUCACGCAAGGGCCUUUUUUAGGAGCAUCGAGGCCUCCUCAGAUCUGCGCUUUUCUCCAGAGUAGCAGAAGACUCCCACUGACCCAAGAAUGAGCCCAGAAGUUUGUUGGGACGGUUUUGCCUGGAUCUCAAGCUUCCUUUAUCCCUGUUCUGCUUGAUGGAACUGCCAAACCCAGAAGCACUUUAUACCUCUGGUCUUCAGCGGCCAGAGGACGCUUUACGUAGAGACUUUAGUCCUUGCCCUGCAGAGCCAGGGUUUGAGGCUGCUAAGGCUUCAGGAAAGCCUGCCCAAGGGUGGCAGUCCUGCCAUGAGAUGCUUAGAAGGCCAGGAGCUGGUGAUGGGAGAGAACUCGUGCCCUUAUGGGCAGUCCUUGCUUAGAAGCUGUUUCUGAACGUUGUGCCCUCUGGCAAAUUUAUUCUUCUAACAAAUCAAAUUCAAACAGAAACGAGGACUGAGCUUGUGGACCGAGUGUUAGCCCAACAGGGAAGUUGCAGGGACCCAACAGAGCAGUGCCCAGGAAGAGACCAUUUGUUCUCUGUGUGGCUAUCUGGGUCUUUUGAGCUGGGCAGAGUAGGAGGUGGGUUAAGACUGGGAGAAUUUUGACCAAACCAAAAGCCUAAUCUCUGAGCUGCCAUCUGUCAUGUGUCUCCUUGAGGUAAGAUGUAUUCAGUCUAGUAAGGGUAAGUGAAUUGUUUACAGGAAAGACCUGAGAGUUGAAAGAGGACACCUUCCCGAGGACAUUCCCAGUCAUGAAAUGUGGAAGGCUUGAAAAUUAAGAAAUCAUAUGAAGGUAGACUUGGUGGUACACUGGGCUUUUAGAGUUCCCUUGUGCCUGGCAUGAGUAAGAGGCCGGGAAAAUAGCUGAAAUCACACAUUUAAGUGUAGUCACUGCUGUCACAAGGUACAGGAUCAUAGGAAGAUGAUGCGUCAGCCACUGCUAGGCAUUUGUUAGUUAACAGCUACAGAAAAAAGUCAUUUAAGACUGAGUCUACAGAAAGUAUAUUGCAUCUGUCUCUGUGUGGAACCUUGGAUUCACUUGUCAAGAAUGCAGUUUAAAAUGUACUAAAACCAGUCUAGAUGUAAUAUAAUGCUGAAGGUAAAAAAUGAUGUAGGUGCUC